UGUGUGCCUUCGUCUAUUAAGUUGUCUUUUCUUUUUCUCCGAUUAUCCACAUCUUGUCGCCUGCUGGAUGCGGGACAGGGUUUGCGCUGUGCUGUUCAUCCUAUCUCGUCUUCUUUGUCGCUUCAUUAAUAGUACAACCAUUCGAUUGCGUGUGUUAUUUUUUUUUUCGGACAGUCGAUCGCAAUUGGAGCGCAUUUACUCGCUGGGGACAACAUCAUUCGCCACGCGAUCCUUGCUCGUCUGCCUAGGUACCUAGUGCUCAAUCCCACAACGCAGCAGCUGGACCGACGUGUUCUGCAUUUGAUCGACUCAAAGCUCCGCCGGAAUUGACAACGUUCGAGAUCAGGCGCCAGCUUUCUGUAAUUGCCAAUCGCACGAAACUCACGCAUAUCACUGUACAUUCAUCAAAGGAUAUUCUGUUCGAUAUACGAUUGUGUCUCAUGUGGUACAACCAUAGCCAGCCUGGCACCUCGGAUCGAUACGCAUCCCUGUACAAGAUAGCCCGAGAAUACCGAACACUCCCAACGCAAACCACCCAACAACUCAUUUACCACCUUCACCCAGGCGCAAAGCAACAAAACAAAGCGUUAAGGGGAACGGGCUGAGAUCUCACAAAUAUGGGUUGGAAAGAUAAAAUAUUCAGAGGCACCGGUGCUGGUACAUCGGGCUCUUCGGGAAAUGCCUCCGCAAGCAAGAAGAAAGAGAAGGAGGAACCGCCACCCGAAUUGACGCCUCUGGAGAAGCUGCUACAGAACGCCGGGGCGGUCCGAGAAGACGGCAGCGACAAAUUCUUUGGACUUGAAAACUUUGGCAAUACAUGCUAUUGCAACUCGAUCGUCCAAGCCCUCUACUACUCCGAAAUAUUCAGAGAGAGUGUCGUCAACUACCCUCCGUUCUCACCUUCGGACACUCCAAAUGGCAAGCGCGCGAAGAUCAGUGUGCAAAUAAGGCCACCGCCGAAAAAGGAAGCCGAGGAUGAACCACAGGGAAAGAAAAAGACAUCAACAAAAGAUGUCUUGAAACAGAGGCAAAUGAUCAAUUCGGGCCAAGGGGGUCCUGGGCUGCAACCAACGCGGCCUGAAGAUAAGCCCGACUCACCCGAGUACAAGAAGAAGCAGGCCAUGCUCAAAGGCCCUGUACUUGAGUUGGCGCAGGAGAAUUCGGCCUCGUACGGAAUGGACGAGAGCACAUUCACGGGGCUGAAGGACUUGUUCUUGGCCUUGAUCGAAAGUCAGUCAAGAACCGGUGUACUAAGUCCACAACGCUUUCUUGAGAUCUUCAAACGCGACAAUGAGAUGUUCAGGAAUUCGAUGCAUCAAGAUGCACAUGAGUUCUAUGGCUUGGUUCUUAACGAUGUCAUAUCUACCGUUGAGGCCAACGCGAAACGGCUGCAAGAGCAAGAGCAAGCGGCCGCCAAGGAUGGCCUUGCGAAAUCCGUCGAAGACGCGCUGAGUCCAACGAAUGCGCUCGUCAAAGCUCCAGCAGGCUACAGGUCACCAGGGACUGGCUGGGUGCACGAUAUAUUUGAGGGUCUUUUGACGUCAGAGACCAGGUGCCUUACGUGUGAGACGGCAUCGCAGAGAGACGAAACAUUCCUUGAUCUAUCUAUAGACUUGGACGAACAUUCGUCAGUAACGUCAUGUCUUCGGAAGUUCUCGGCAGAGGAAAUGCUAUGCGAGAGGAACAAGUUUCAUUGCGACCAUUGUGGUGGUUUGCAAGAAGCAGAGAAGCGCAUGAAGAUUAAGAGACUUCCCAAGGUCCUCGCUCUGCACCUAAAGCGCUUCAAGUACACGGAAGACUACAGUCGGUUGCAGAAGCUGUUCCACAGGGUCGUGUAUCCCUACCAUCUGAGGAUGUUUAACACGACGCCUGACGCGGAGGAUCCUGAUCGGGUAUACGAGCUUUACGCGGUCGUGGUGCACAUAGGCGGAAACGCCUACCAUGGGCAUUACGUAUCGGUCAUCAAAACAGCAGACAGAGGAUGGCUACUGUUCGACGACGAGAUGGUGGAGCCUGUGGACAAGCACUUUGUGCGCAACUUCUUCGGUGAUCGACCGGGAAUGGCAUGCGCAUAUGUGCUUUUCUACCAGGAGACAACAUUGGAGAAGGCUAUGGAGGAGGAGGACUAUGAAGGCAUCGAGGAAAUAAGAUUGGCGACGCAGACAGCAGAUCUUGCUUCUGACAAACCCAGCGGCGCUGAGAGCCUGCCUCCACUGGAGAAGCCCCUUACCACGCCGAUACCACCGGUUGCAGACCACGAUGCCAUGGCAGCGCUCGAUCAUGCAUUGACGGCACCAAACGGCACGACUCCGGCGGUACCACAAACGCCCGCCAAUCCGUCCGUUCCAGCUGUGCCCGCAGAGGCACCCUUCAGCCACCCACUAGUGGCCGCUCCACCUAAACCCGCAGCCGAAAUUAAGCCUUCUUCAAAAGAGGACAAGGCUCGGGAGAAGCAGCUACAGAAGGAGAAAAAGGCGGCAGAGAAGGAACAGGUCAAGCGUGAGGAAAAGGAGCGCAAAGAAAGAGAGUCAAGGCAACGAGAAGCCCGCAAGUCUGAGCAGGAAGAUUUGCGUAGAGCCAUGGAAGCAAGCAAACAGACGGCUGCAGAAGAGGAACAAAAACAAAAGGCAGACAACGCGCUGUCAUCCAAGGAAGCGCCUACCUCGCCUGCAUUGGGAGGAGGUAUUGGCAACUUGAUGAAGAGAGGCAGUUUAUCACGCGCCAGUUUGGGCUUCCUCAACAGGGAAAAGGAAAAGGAGAAGGAUAAGUCAUCUGGCAACGGCGUGGCAAAUGGGUCAUCGUCGGACCACGCAGCAAACGGCUCGGCGGCGUCACCGCAUCCUGAGAGCCCAGCGUCGCUGAAGAAGAAGUUCAGUUUUGCGCUGGGCAGAAAGAAAAGCACGCAUGUCCUGUCUUAGCCGACCUGACCUGAAUUAGCACAACAUUCGUACGUCAAGUGGAAACAGUCCGAGGUGACGGGUGUUACCAUGCUUAAUUUAGGGAUCCUACUGUUCGUCAUGGCACCAUUCGGUUACGCAUUUUUGUGUCAGGAGGGGGGUUCUGAGCAGUCAUAUUCCGUCCUCUCUUUUAUAUAUUUUCAGCGAUUUCAUAUGGGACAUCAGGUCAUAAACCGGCAUUGUCUAAUGAGAAGACGCGUUAUAUUCUCUGCAACGGUAUAUAUUGUGGCAGUCACACUUACACUGUAAGGGUGAAUACCUGUCUGGGGGAGCAUGUUAGCACUUUUCUUUUCUGGACGGAGGCUAUUCGCGGUUGGUCACUCGUUCAUGGGGCCCGAGAAAACUUCGGGGAGACGUCAUAAAACUUAAUUAUUCGUCACAUACUUUCGUUGGAUAUAUUCAGAUAUUCUGCAUCGGGACUGCCAAAUAGACUUGCUGUGCAGCUCCAGUUGAUUGUACUCUUGUGUGAUCAUUUC
Messenger RNA from Pyricularia oryzae 70-15, 3433 nucleotides. RefSeq names its product ubiquitin carboxyl-terminal hydrolase 13. Gene Ontology annotation, cellular component: cytosol; nucleus. The record is from RefSeq and is a predicted model, not a curated record. Lineage: Eukaryota; Fungi; Ascomycota; Sordariomycetes; Magnaporthales; Pyriculariaceae. The transcript is spliced from 4 exons. Gene Ontology annotation, biological process: protein deubiquitination. Gene Ontology annotation, molecular function: cysteine-type endopeptidase activity; cysteine-type deubiquitinase activity. The coding region runs from base 618 to 2918 and encodes 766 amino acids.